CGGAUAAGCCCCCGCGCCGGCGCCUGCACACUGACCACGUCAGUUUCGCCAUGGCCACCUCCACCACCACGCUCCACCCGCCGCUGCGCGCUCCCCGCCAUCUCCGCCCGCUUCCACACUCGUAUUCCUCCUCGUUCUCCCGCACUCGCGGCCGCGCUCCUAUACGGGCCUCAGCGGCGUCCGCAUCCGCGCCGGCCCAGCGGGAGGCCGCCGCGGGCGUCCCGUGGGGCUGCGAGAUCGAGUCCCUGGAGAGCGCUGCGUCGCUGGAGCGGUGGCUCAUUGACUCGGGCCUACCGGAGCAACGCUUGGCCAUCCAACGUGUGGACAUCGGCGAGCGCGGCCUCGUCGCCCUUAAGAACAUACGCAAGGGAGAGAAGCUGCUCUUCGUGCCCCCUUCCCUAGUCAUCACCGCCGAUUCGGAGUGGGGCCGCCCUGAGGUGGGUGAGGUGAUGAAGAGGAACUCCGUGCCGGACUGGCCGCUUAUCGCCACUUACCUCAUAAGUGAAGCCAGUUUAGAGGGCUCAUCGAGGUGGAGCAGCUACAUAGCAGCGUUGCCGAGGCAGCCUUACUCGCUUUUAUACUGGACUCGUGCAGAGCUAGAUGCAUACUUGGUGGCCUCACCAAUCAGGAAACGUGCAAUUCAGAGGAUAACUGAUGUGAUUGGGACAUACAACGACCUUCGAGACCGUAUAUUUUCCAGGCAUUCAGAUUUGUUCCCUGAAGAGGUGUAUAACAUAGAGACAUUUCUAUGGUCCUUUGGGAUUCUGUUCUCACGCCUGGUUCGCUUGCCAUCAAUGGAUGAAAAGGUGGCACUAGUUCCUUGGGCAGAUAUGCUAAACCAUAGCCCUGAGGUGGAAACAUUCUUGGAUUUUGACAAGUCAUCGCAAGGAAUAGUUUUCACCACUGACCGCUCAUAUCAACCAGGUGAGCAGGUAUUUAUAUCUUAUGGGAAGAAAUCCAGUGGUGAGCUAUUGCUUUCAUAUGGUUUUGUUCCAAAAGAGGGAACAAACCCAAAUGAUUCGGUUGAACUGUUGGUGUCUCUUGAUAAGUCUGAUAAGUGCUAUAAGGAGAAAUUACAAGCACUGAAGCGAAACGGUUUGUCAGAAUCUGAAAGUUUCCCUUUGCGGGUCACAGGGUGGCCAGUUGAGCUGAUGGCUUAUGCCUUCCUUGUGGUCAGUCCACCUGACAUGAGUCAACACUUUGAGGAGAUGGCUGUUGCUGCAUCCAAUAAAAGUUCAUCCAAACCCAGAUUGAGUUACCCUGACCUGGAAGAACAGGCCCUUCAGUUUAUCUUGGACUGCUGUGAACCUAAUAUAGCAAAAUAUACAAAGUACUUAGAGGGUGGCGGUGGCUCUCCAGAAGUUUCAAUGAAUGCAAAACAAGCCAACAGAACAUUACUGCUAAAACAGGUAGCAAGAGAUCUGUGCAUCAGUGAACGGAGAAUCCUGUAUCGUACACAAUAUAUAUUGCGUAGAAGAUUGAGGGACAUGAGAGGUGGCGAACUUAGAGCUCUGUCAUUGUUCAAUGGGCUAAGAAAACUCUUUAAAUAAAUGGAUCGGCUAUCUUAUCUUGGCAGAUCUUACUGGAUCCAGUAACAUGGCGCUUUGACCUUACUGCCGAAGCCUCAUAUGUUUGUUUGCCAAAUCAGACUGCAGUCCAGGAUCUGGACCGCAAAUUUCAUCCUCGGAGAAACAUCUGGAUGCUAGAAACUAGUAAUUCUUCAAUGAAGGAUAGCUGUGCGUUGACAUUGAACAGCCCAGAGCUUAUAUGUAAAGAGUAAUCGGUGUAAUGUUGAUUCAAUUCAACCAUGGUGACCUGCAACUAUUAAGAAAGUCGUGAGUGGUAAACCCACAUGUUCACUUCUGUAAAUUUUUGCAUACAAUAUACUCAACCGCUACCACAUCUUUUCUUU
Messenger RNA from Sorghum bicolor (sorghum), 1912 nucleotides. Its product is annotated as ribulose-1,5 bisphosphate carboxylase/oxygenase large subunit N-methyltransferase, chloroplastic. Gene Ontology annotation, cellular component: chloroplast. Gene Ontology annotation, molecular function: protein binding; [ribulose-bisphosphate carboxylase]-lysine N-methyltransferase activity; protein-lysine N-methyltransferase activity. The transcript has 13 exons. Gene Ontology annotation, biological process: peptidyl-lysine monomethylation. NCBI's taxonomy places the organism in Eukaryota, Viridiplantae, Streptophyta, Magnoliopsida, Poales, Poaceae. The coding region runs from base 51 to 1550 and encodes 499 amino acids. The record is from RefSeq and is a predicted model, not a curated record.